This is a messenger RNA of Portunus trituberculatus (swimming crab), 2004 nucleotides long. RefSeq lists its product as uncharacterized. The record is from RefSeq and is a predicted model, not a curated record. Lineage: Eukaryota; Metazoa; Arthropoda; Malacostraca; Decapoda; Portunidae. The transcript has 5 exons. The coding region runs from base 146 to 682 and encodes 178 amino acids.
GGGAGGAACAAAGAGCGGCUGCAGCAGUGUGGUGGUGACUGUGGUGAUGGGAAUGAGGCGUUUGUGAGGUUACAGUGGUCGUGCCUCUUCAAGUAAAACGCGCUAAACUACGUGGUUGAAGAGACAAAAAAUAAGAGAGGUCAACAUGGAGGAAAUUUUGAUUCUACAAAUGGGAGGCACCAUCGACAAAGACUACCCAAAGACUAAAGCUGGCCGCGCCUUCGAAGUUGGCGAGCCGUCUGUGCGCAGAGUGAUGGCCCGUCUUCGUCCCUCUCGUUCCGUCAUCACCUCCCUCCACACUGUGUGCAGGAAGGACAGCCUCGAUCUAACAGAGGACGACAGACAGGCCUUGGCCACAAAAGUGUCCGAGGCCACCCAGUCCCGUGUUGUAGUCACUCACGGCACAGAUUCCCUCAUAGACACCGCAACGCACCUGGCCACACAUCUGCGUCAUCGCGGCAUCGCCAGCAAGACGGUAGUCUUCACGGGGGCACACACACCAGAGAAGUUCCGGGAUUCCGACGCGGACUUCAACAUUGGCGUGGCGAUCGGGGCGGUGCAGGCUGCCGGCCCUGGGGUGUUCGUGGCUAUGAACGGAAUCUUACUUCCCUGGGACCGUGUGGAGCGGGACGACAUUGGACAGUUUGUGCCUCGUCGACGACAACUUCCGGUCACAGUGUAAACUUUCCUUCCUUUUUCCUGUUCAUUCCCUUCCUUCGUCCUCUCGUUUGCUCAUUUACGUCUCCUUUUCUUGUUCACUCUCCUCCUACCAUCCUUUCUUUCCUUCUUUUGUUGUUUGUUGUUGUCAUCUUCCCAUUCUACCAUUCCCCUCUCCUUCCUCGGUUUAUUAAUUUUCUUCCCAUCCUUCUUUCCCUCCUACUUCUCUGGUUUGUUAAUUACCUACCUUCCUCUCCUACCUUACUUCCUCAUUAUCUGAGUUGUCAAUUUCCUACACACAUACACAUCGUUUCUUCCCUAAUAUAUAUAUAUAUAUAUAUAUAUAUAUAUAUAUAUAUAUAUAUAUAUAUAUAUAUAUAUAUAUAUAUAUAUAUAUAUAUAUGUGUGUGUGUGUGUGUGUGUGUGUGUGUGUGUGUGUGUGUGUGUGUGUGUGUGUGUGUGUGUGUUUAAUUUUUUUUCUACUCCCCCCAUCUUUCCUUCCCUCCCUCCUCUCAUCCAUGUUAAUUUCUUUUCCCGCCGUCUUUUCUUCUCUCCUUCCUCUCAGUUAUGGUAACUACGUAUUCCCAUACUACUGCAAACCUUUUUCACCUGUUAAUUCCCUUGUCCCGCCUCUCUCCUUCCUUUCUUCCUCUUUUGUUUGUUUGUUCUCUUUCUUUAUUUUGUCAUUAUCAUAGUCAACUCUUACAUGUUUUCUUCACCUCUCAUUUUUACCUUCUCUUUUUAAUAAGUGCCAAUUCCUCCUCUUCAUUUUUACACUUCUUUAAUCAUCUCCACCUCACUCUUCCUCCAAUCCAUCUCAUCCUUGUUUCUUUCCCAUACUUUCUUAUUCUGUUUCCGUCCUUUUAGUCCUUUCCUUCCAUGCAUUUACGCAUUCACUUAUUUUUUUUCUCAAUAACGUUUAUUUUUCCUUCCUUCCUUUUCUCCAGUUAGUAUUAUUCCUUUCACCUUUCCAUUCCAUCUUCUCUUUUUUUCUUUCUACUUUACUUAACUCCUUUGCAUUCUUAAAUAGAUGAGAGAGAGAGAGAGAGAGAGAGAGAGAGAGAGAGAGAGAGAGAGAGAGAGAGAGAGAUAAUGAGAAUCAUUAAUUCAUGAGCUAAUAAUGAAACACGUGUCUCUCAGGCAUUUACAUAGUUGAAUCAUCAGUGGUCCUCGGCACACACGUGUGGCAAUAGAAGUGAUAAUAAGGCUUUUUAUUCAAGUUCUUUUUUCCUAUGAUUCACUAGAUCCAACUGUUCAAUGUGAGGGACAUGAAAAUAUGACUUUUUUAGGUAAAAUGUUUACAUCAGACAAGACGGCAGUGAUUUUGUAUUAAAUGUUGGUGUACAA